Molecule: messenger RNA, 1469 nt
Organism: Vicugna pacos (alpaca)
Lineage: Eukaryota; Metazoa; Chordata; Mammalia; Artiodactyla; Camelidae
Source: RefSeq, a predicted model, not a curated record
AAACCCCAGACCUCUUGCGUGAGCUCCUGCCCCCAGAGAAAUAACAUCAGCAGCUUGUACAGCUCCUCCCGGGGUUCCCCGCCAGUGCAGAGGAAGAGGGGUCCCGCACGCAGCGGGCUGCCCCUGAAAUCCUUGAAGAAAGGGAGGAAGGAGAGCCCCCAGCCUCCCGCUGCAGCUCCGGUGGUCUCACUGUGGACGAACUGGCCCGACAGGGAUGCAGACACAGCCAGAGGGCCGAGGGGAACCGAGGGGAACACAUCCGAUGGUCCCAGGAAACCCCGAAGACGCAGGUUUCCUCUGCUGCCACGCAGGCGAGGGGAGCCCCUGAGGCUGCCCCCACCCCCUGAACUGGGUUUCCAGGUCACGGCGGAAGACCUCAACAUGGAGAAGAAAGCAGCAUUCUGGCAAAUCAAUAGCAUGUUACGGGGUGAGGCCGAGGCGGGCUUGGCUCCCGCGCCCUCCCCGGACGCUGCGGUCACCCCCGUGGAGACCACUCCACCCUCUCAGCCUCUCUUCUCGGGGGCUCCCCAGACCACCAGUGGGAGCAUCUUGCCCCCUCUGAAGGCCCCGCAGACGGCUCCAAGUGGUGCCCUGGCCUUCGUCACCCCCACUCAGGGGACCGGGGUCACCCCCAUGGAGACCUCUCCACCCUCUCAGCCUCUGCUCUCGGGGGCUCCCCAGACCACCAGUGGGAGCAUCUUGCCCCCUCUGAAGGCCCUGCAGAUGGCCCACAGUGGUGGCCUGGCUGUCUUCACCCCUGCUUCGGACGUCGUGGGGUCACCCCCAUGGACACGACUCCACCCUCUCAGCCUCUGCUCUCGGGGGCUCCCCAGACCACCAGUGGGAGCAUCUUGCCCCCUCUGAAGGCCCCGCAGAUGGCCCACUGUGGUGGCCUGGCCGUCUUCACCCCUGCUUCGGACUCUGGGGUCACCCCCAUGGACACGACUCCACCCUCUCAGCCUCUGCUCUCGGGGGCUCCCCAGACCACCAGUGGGAGCAUCCUGCCCCCGCUGCAGGCCCCGCAGACGGCCCCCUUUGGUGCCCUGGCCGUCUUCACCCCUGCUUCGGACUCCGGGGUCACCCCUAUGGACACGACUCCACCCUCUCAGCCUCUGCUCUCGGGGGCUCCCCAGACCACCAGUGGGAGCAUCCUGCCCCCGCUGCAGGCCCCGCAGACGGCCCCCUUUGGUGCCCUGGCCUUCGUCACCCCUGCUCAGGGGACUGGGGUCACCCCCAUGAAUAGCACUGUACCCUCUCAGCCUCUCCUCUCGGGGGCUCCCCAGACCACCAGUGGAAGCAUCCUGCCCCCUCUGCAGGGCCCGCAGAGGGCCCCCCAUGACGGUGUGGCCUUCGUCACCCCUGCUCAGGGGACUGGGGUCACCCCCAUGAAUAGCACUGUACCCUCUCAGCCUCUGCUCUCGGGGGCUCCCCAGACCACCAGUGGAAGCAUCCUGCCCCCGCAGAUGGGC